This is a messenger RNA of Calypte anna (Anna's hummingbird), 666 nucleotides long. It is a transcript of the gene IL2RA, whose product is annotated as interleukin 2 receptor subunit alpha. The transcript has 6 exons. The coding region runs from base 1 to 666 and encodes 221 amino acids. Gene Ontology annotation, biological process: inflammatory response. The record is from RefSeq and is a predicted model, not a curated record. NCBI's taxonomy places the organism in Eukaryota, Metazoa, Chordata, Aves, Apodiformes, Trochilidae. Gene Ontology annotation, molecular function: interleukin-2 receptor activity; interleukin-2 binding.
AUGGAUCUCAAGUGCCUUUUGAUGUGGCUCUUGCUUGGAUCUAUCAAGGGGAACAAGCCAGAGGAAUGCCCAGCUCUCCCCAAGACUGACUUUGCUGAUGUUUCUGCUGAAUCGUAUCCCCUGGGGACCAAACUGUCCUAUGAAUGCGAUGAGGGCUACACAAGAAGACGUGGUCAGUACUUGGGAAUCUGGUGUCGACGGAAGGAGGGGGUUGCUUCUUGGGUCUACAAGGACUUCCAAUGCAUUGAUGAGAAACUUUUGUUGGCAGCUGAUUCCACGAUGGACUUAGAUUUUACACAGAAGCCAGAAAAUAAAACACAGAGCCCUGCAUCCCAAAAGCAAGGAAACAUUUCAGAGUUUGACCAGAAAGAUUUUUGUGGUCCUCCCAAGCCUGUUCCCCAUGCAUCUUUAAGCCUGAACAAACAGUAUUACGUGGGACAAGUAUUACAUUUCAAAUGCCAGAAAGGUUAUGACAAGCAACCCCCUACCUCUGGCACCCGGACCUGCAAGAAGGUGAAUGGCAAAAUCAUUUGGACCUCUUUUGACAUGAGAUGCACCAAUGACAGCAGCCACAGAGAUUCAACUCAUCCAUUCUUCACUUCUGUGGCUCUGCCAGUGACAGCUGUCUUUUUUGUUCUGCUUAUCAUUCCUGCUCUCUUUGGAUGA